Molecule: messenger RNA, 883 nt
Organism: Prorocentrum cordatum
Lineage: Eukaryota; Dinophyceae; Prorocentrales; Prorocentraceae
Source: the annotation of a GenBank genome assembly
GCCGCGCCGCGCGCCUUCCUGGACGGCAGCCCAGAGGCUCUAGGGGGCCUGUGGAGGCGGACAGGGAGCAGCGGCUGCAGGCGCUGCGGGGGCAGCUGGACGAGCGGCGCGAGGCGGUCUCCGCCGAGCUGCAGCGGGCGCGGCAGCGCCGCGGGAAGACGGCCGACCAGCCGGAGGAGCCGCAGCUGCCGGGCGGCGCCGAGAGACAGGUGCUGCUGGCGCAGCUGCGCGCCUGCCGCUCGGAGGCGGACGCCUCGCGCGAGGAGAUGGAGGCGGAGGCGGUGAGGCUGAGGCAGGAGCUGUGCAGCUGCCGCGAGGAGCACGCGGAGUUCCGGCUCGCCGAGGCGGCGGAGAUGGACGUGGUCGCCUCGAAGGCCUUCGCCGUCAAGGCCUUGCUCGCGGAGAGUCGCGCCGAGAACGAGGCGCGCCUGCGGCGCUGCCGGGAGGAGGCCUGGGCAGCGGAGGCGCGCUUUGAGUCGGCCACGGAGGAGGCACGGCAGCCUGGGAGCGCGCCCAGCUUGGUCGUUGAGUGCUCCCGGCUGGAGAAGGCUGUCGAGGACCUGCGCCGGCGCGUCGAGCGCUUCGCUUCGUCCUGCGGCCAGGCUUCGGCGAUUGAGCUGGGCCUCAGACGGCCAUCGGACCCCAUGGAUGCCGACGUCAACAAUCUGGCGGCCCUGCGAGUGAAGCUCCUCCGCCUGCUGGAGCUCUGGUCCUCGGAGGGGGAGCCGCCAGAAGCGGCGACGGACGCGACCCUGUCGCCGACCACGGUCAAUGCCUCGCCGAGGCGAUGGCCUCAGGCCACGGCGACGGAGAGGACGGCGUCGCCGACCUCGGCGUCGCACCCCGCCGCCGUCCCGCCACCCCCCGCGCACGAGCACGCGGC